AUGGAUUUGUUACAACGAUAUGGUGCGAGUGUAAGAAAUGAGAGUCCCCAUCCUUUAACUGAUGAUGACGACGAUGACGACUUAUUUGAGGAUCGAUUUAGUGUUGCAUAUAAUCUUGACCGAGAAUUUGGUCCAAGGCUUAAGGAGCACAUGCAAUAUUGCAUGAACCAUCCAGAAGAAAUUAGUAAGCUCUCAAAAUUAAAAGCUCAAGUAACUGAGGUGAAUGGGAUUAUGUUGGAUAACAUUGAAAAGGUUUUGGAUCGUGGGGAGAAGAUUGAACUUCUAGUGGACAAAACAGAAAACUUGCAAUUCCAGGCUGAUAGCUUCCAGAGGCAAGGGCGACAACUGCGACGAAGGAUGUGGCUGAAGAAUCUGCAAAUGAAACUGAUGGUAGGAGGAGCUGUAAUUAUCAUUUUAUGGCUUUUUGCGUGUGGGGGUUUCAAAUGUUGA
Molecule: messenger RNA, 450 nt
Organism: Hibiscus syriacus
Lineage: Eukaryota; Viridiplantae; Streptophyta; Magnoliopsida; Malvales; Malvaceae
Product: vesicle-associated membrane protein 727-like
Exons: 4
Coding region: 1-450 (149 amino acids)
Biological process (GO): vesicle-mediated transport
Cellular component (GO): membrane
Source: RefSeq, a predicted model, not a curated record